AUGUCGAGCCGCUCUCGGAUCCAUUCAACAUCGUCUGUUUCUCAUUCAGACAUUGGCAGCGACAAGGAUGAGUACACUGGUCCUCAUUCAUAUUCACAUAAAAGACGCUCCUCGCCUUCACCUACCGACCUCCGCACGCCAACAACAGUAGAAACAGCAGAUGUCUCUACAGCCAUGAAGCUUAAUACAACUACAACUAUAACCACAACCACAACCACAACAACCCAUCAGACAACAUCAUCUAGAAGCGAUAGUGUUAGAAACACAGUGACAAAGGCUCAAAUCGCUCCAGAAGCAAGUACAGGUCCAUAUUUGUUUGUAUUCGAUUGGGCAGUGUCACUCUAUUACCCAAUCCGCGCCAUGAUCUUGUUUGUCCUGGGCUUUGUUUUCUCACUGGUCAUUGAUCAUCUUCAAACACAGCAUCAACUCGUUCAAUACCAUCCAGACACCAACAAUCGUUUCAGCAACAGCGGCAGUAGUAACAACAACGUCUAUUUCAUGAGUAGUACAAGGAUGCUAUUUGACACAGCCUCAUGGUUACCACCCACGUGCGGUGCCUCUGCAGUCUUGAUCGGCACCAUUUAUCCGCUUGGAGAUUAUCUUUGGUGGGGCAAACGCGUCCAACGCAACGGUCGGGAUUGGUCCGGCGUUAUGAGAUGCCUUGGCGGAUUCAUCGGAGUCAACUAUGCAGCAUCAAAAUUACCCUGGACCAGCAGUCUUCAGGUGUCUUGUACAUUGGCAUUGAUCUCGGCAGGACUCUGGUUCUUGUUCGAUCGGACAUUUCAUGGAUUUGUCAUCUCAUUGACUGUUGCAACUAUGGGCACUAUAGUCGCCUAUUUCUUGGUCUUGAACGGCUGGUAUAGCUUCACAAGGGCCGACUUCUUUGGUGUGGGUCCAUGGAUUCCUUGUAUUCUGUAUUCGUCCUCAGUAUGCUUUGGGAGUAUUGGCAGGCAAUUGGACGUGGUUCCUGAGGCAUGGUAUCAAUCUAACCAUUGCUCACGAGUUCAUCUCAAGUCUGAGUAA
Lobosporangium transversale is the source of this 1023-nucleotide messenger RNA. Its product is annotated as insulin-induced protein-domain-containing protein. The transcript has 3 exons. Gene Ontology annotation, biological process: sterol biosynthetic process. Lineage: Eukaryota; Fungi; Mortierellomycota; Mortierellomycetes; Mortierellales; Mortierellaceae. Bases 1 to 1023 code for a protein of 340 amino acids. The record is from RefSeq and is a predicted model, not a curated record. Gene Ontology annotation, cellular component: endoplasmic reticulum.